This is a messenger RNA of Cucumis melo (muskmelon), 696 nucleotides long. RefSeq lists its product as uncharacterized. The coding region runs from base 1 to 696 and encodes 231 amino acids. The record is from RefSeq and is a predicted model, not a curated record. The transcript is spliced from 3 exons. Lineage: Eukaryota; Viridiplantae; Streptophyta; Magnoliopsida; Cucurbitales; Cucurbitaceae.
AUGUUGGAUGAUAUCCGUGGAUCUUCGGAGGACUCGUACAAGAUGCUACCCCAAUUUGUAUACAUAUUGGAACUCAACAACCCAGGUUAUGUUGUUGAAUACAAAGUUGAUGCCGAUGUCAUUUCUAUUGAUGGAACAAGUCUGAAGAAUAAGUACAGUGAUACUCUCUUAUCUACUUCAACACCUGAUACCAAUGAUCAGAUUUUUCCACUAGCAUUUUGUGUUGUGGGUUAUAAAAAUGAUUUCCCAUGGACCUGGUUUUGCAACCAAUUGAAGAUAAUUAUAGGUGGUCGAAAUGAGGUUGUCAUAGUAUAUAAUAGGCAUAAAAGUAUAUGCAAAGUCAUAGAGGUAGUAUUUCCCAACGUUUUAUAUUGCAUGUACGUUGUUCAUUUACUUAGGAACCUGAAGUUGAAUUAUAAGAGAAUAGUCGAUAUCUUAUUUCAUACAUGUGGGAAGGCUUUUAAUAUUGUAGACUUUGAACACGAAAUGUGUUUGUUGGAAUCUUCUGCCCUUGGUAUACGUGAGGAGCUUGAAUCCAUUGGUUUUGCUAAGUGGUCUCGUGCCUACUCACCACAUAGAAGAUAUAAUGUCAUGACCACUAAUAUAUCUGAGAGUUUGAAUUCUGCUAGGCUGAAAGUUAGGGAGUUACCAAUAUGUUCAAUACUUGAGAUUUUGCGAAUGAUGUUGCAAAGAUGA